UAGAUAAGAGCGACCAGGUGAAGCUCCACGUUGUGAGCAAUGAUUUGAGCCACGUCGGUCAGCUGUCGGGCUUUGCUAAAUUGGUGCACGCAGCAUCAGGUACACGCUGCACCAUCCUGUAAUUGACGUUCGCGAUGAAAGGAAGCGCAAUUCUCGGGGGCUGCUUGCUUGUGCUGUUCAGCUUGCUGGGCAGCGGCGUGAGCGACGACAGGCCUCUGGUCACCAUCAGGCAAGGCCAGCUCAGGGGAAAGAUAUUAAAAACCAGAUCGGGUAACGACAUUUACACGUUUCUCGGAAUCCCCUACGCCAAGCCGCCGGUGAAGGAACUCAGAUUUCAGCCCCCCGUUCCUGCGGAACCUUGGGAGGGCAUUUACGAUGCCACAAAGAAUAGGAGCCGCUGUGCCCAACUCAAAUACCCCGACAUGGCGUAUGUUGGAAAAGAAGAUUGCCUCUUCAUCAACGUGUAUUCAACGAAACUGCCACAGGAAAACGAAAAAGUGCUUGCGCCAGUAAUUUUCUUUAUUCACGGAGGAUUGUUCGUGCAAAGCAACGGCAACAUUGAAAAAUACAAUCCGUCGCUGCUCCUGGAUGGAGAGCCUGGAAACUCUUUGUUUGUAACUUUUAACUACCGCCUUGGCGCACUUGGCUUCCUCAGCACUGAGAGUGCAGAUUGUCCAGGCAACUUUGGGCUGAAAGAUCAAGUGCAAGCUCUGAAAUGGGUGAAGGAAAAUAUUGCUGCCUUUGGUGGAAAUCCAGAUAAAGUCACCAUUAUGGGCGAUAAUGCAGGCGCCGUCAGCGCGCACUUGCACAUGAUGUCUCCCUUAUCCAAAGGGCUAUUCCACGCGGCAAUUUCCCAAAGUGGAAACGCGCUCACCCACUGGGCUUGGAACCGCGACCCAAUCGGCCGCACUCAUCGACUCGCCGAGCUGCUCGAAUGCGGAGAUAACACGACAAGCAAUCAUGAUAUUCUGAAAUGCAUGAGAGCCAAACCUACGGAGCUCGUGGUGAAGAAAGCACACGUCGUCUUGCAAUGGAGGACAGACUGGAUAAUGACCUUUGUCCCGGUGGUUGAAGACUUUGAAAUGACUGAUGGCACUGCCUUCUUGACCGAACACCCUAGAGAACUGAUGCAGAAAAACGCAUUCCAUCCGGUGCCUUGGAUGGUCAGCGUUACUUCUCACGACGGACUGCCUCAUUCUUUGAACCUACUUCUGUUCGGAGGAAUCAUGCACGAUCUGAAUCACGAGUUUGAAACAUACUUCCCUUAUUAUUUCGAACUGGAUGGCGAAAUGGACAGAGCGGUUGAGGCCUCCAAACUCAUCAGGGAAUAUUACAUGAAGGGCGCUUCGUUUAACAUGGGUGCCCAGUUGGAGCUUGCCAAACUUCACACAGAUUAUUAUUACUUCGUGCCCCUCGUUAAAUCUGUUGCGCUUCACGUGAUGGCAGACGCGCCGCCGGUUUAUGUGUACCACUUUUCUUUCCAGAACAGGCACAACAGAAUCGCAAUCGGCGUGCCUCAGGGCGACGAUACGCAGUACAUUCUCUUUAAGGAAGAUGGAGGGAGACUCGCUGCAAAGGAUGGCAGUAUUGAAAUGGAAAUUGCCCAGAGGCUGAUAGCACUGAUUAAAAAUUUCAUCACCCAUGGCGAGCCCAUCCCGAAAGGAGAUGACUCAUUUGGUGUGCAGUGGCCGCCAGCAGACAUGAAGAAGCUGAACUUCAUCGAUUUUAACAAGAAAUUAACUCUGAAUGACACAUUCUACAAUGACCGAAUCGCUUUUUGGAAUGGAAUAGAUGACUUACUUUCUACUGGGCAGAGUGUCCUCACGGAUGGUCCUGAAGAUCCUAAUGCUAAAGAUGAGCUGUGAGAAAAGAAAGUGCUCAAAUUGUUCUGUUUGUUUAAAGAGUUGACUUCAAUAUUAUUGUUUUAAAACGCCAAAUGUUGAGAUUUUUAUAAUUUUCUAUAAAAAUUAGAACAAUUUUAAACAAA
This is a messenger RNA of Cloeon dipterum, 1987 nucleotides long. Its product is annotated as esterase FE4-like. The coding region runs from base 135 to 1865 and encodes 576 amino acids. Lineage: Eukaryota; Metazoa; Arthropoda; Insecta; Ephemeroptera; Baetidae. The record is from RefSeq and is a predicted model, not a curated record. The transcript is spliced from 10 exons.